AUGGGAGACACAGAAACCAGAUCAACACGCUGGGAGUGGCGCUCAGCGAAAUGGUUCAUUCUAGCCACCGUCGCCAUAGCCCUAUUCAUCGAAAUCUUCCUCUAUGGCUUCCUCGUCCCAAUGCUCCCCUACAUGCUCGAAGAGCGCAUGCACCAAGAUCCCAAGCAAACCCAACGCCUAACAUCCAUCUCCCUAGCCCUGCACGGGCUCGUCUCAGCCUUCGGCGGUCCACUAAUCGGCCAUCUAGCCGAUAAAGCGCCCAACCGCAAGGGACCCUUCCUCAUUGCUCUAGUGGGCUGUAUCAUCGGUACGUUCAUGGUAGCCUGCACCACAGAUGUAGGCGUGUUCUUUGGAGGGCGCGUGUUGCAGGGGAUUUCUGGUUCGGGCGCUUGGAUUAUUGGACUUGCGACUGCGGCGGAUACGGUGGGACCCGAGAGGAUUGGGACUACGAUGGGGUUUUUGAUGGCGUUUGUUAAUGCGGCGAUGGUUACGGGGCCGAUGGUUUCGGGGUUGAUUUUGGAGAUGGCGGGUUAUUGGUUUACUUGGAGUGUGCCCGUGGUGAUUUUGGUGAUUGAUAUUGUGGCUAGGUUGUUGAUGGUUGAGAAGGGGGGGAAAGAGGAUGCUGGUAAGUCUUUGGCGGGCGCUGAAGAGAGUGAUCCUUUAUUGGGGUCUCCGAGGGAGGAGGAAGAUGAUGCGAAGACGCCAAGGGUGAAUUUCUGGCGGACGAUGCUCAGCAAUAGCCGUGUCAUGACGGCCUUGUUGAUUGGGGUUUGGGGUCCGACUCUGAAUACAAGCUUCAACGCUACGCUUCCUCUGCAUGUGUUGGAUAUCUUUGGCUGGGGACCCUCGCGGGUUGGGUUGAUGUUUUCCUUGUUGGCCCUGCCUGGUCUGCCCAUCAGCCCGCUCGCUGGAUAUCUUCGUGAUCGCAUUGGGACCCGGACACCUGCGACUAUCGCCCUUGCUCUGCAGGGCGUUUUCCUUGUCUUGUUGGGAUUCGCUGGUAACAAGCAUUAUGAAUGGUCCAGUGCAGCUGGUCGAGGCCAGGCACUAUAUAUCUUUUGCUGUAUUAUGUUCGGCACACUGCGACCAUUUGUCUCGGGAAUUGGGCCUGUGGAAUUGACCUGUGUUGUCAAAGCCGAAGAGGCAAAGAACCCAGGGAUCUUUGGACCUCGAGGAGGUCUCUCGCGUGUCUUUUCCCUGGUCGAGGUCGCCGCCACGAGUGGUAUGACUCUCGGGCCCAUUCUCGCCGGAGCUCUGACAGAGCGUUUUGGAUAUUAUAAUAUGUGCUGGACAUUGAGCGUUGUCUCCAUCAUCAUGGCCAUCAUGGCCCGCAUUUUCCUGGGUUCGAAAAGUAUGGAAGAGAAGGCUAUUCAAGAGGCAAAUGCCGAAUAA
Penicillium subrubescens is the source of this 1392-nucleotide messenger RNA. RefSeq lists its product as uncharacterized. The record is from RefSeq and is a predicted model, not a curated record. Gene Ontology annotation, biological process: transmembrane transport. The coding region runs from base 1 to 1392 and encodes 463 amino acids. The transcript is spliced from 4 exons. Lineage: Eukaryota; Fungi; Ascomycota; Eurotiomycetes; Eurotiales; Aspergillaceae. Gene Ontology annotation, molecular function: transmembrane transporter activity.